Molecule: messenger RNA, 1281 nt
Organism: Anopheles marshallii
Lineage: Eukaryota; Metazoa; Arthropoda; Insecta; Diptera; Culicidae
Product: succinate--hydroxymethylglutarate CoA-transferase
Exons: 1
Coding region: 1-1281 (426 amino acids)
Molecular function (GO): catalytic activity
Source: RefSeq, a predicted model, not a curated record
AUGUUGCUUAAGUACCUGCGUCCCACUAUGGUGAACUAUGGCAUUCACCAUAGGAAUUAUAGCUCAGCAACCACUACUGAAAGUGGCAAACAGUUUCCGCUGGAAGGAAUCCGAAUCCUUGAUCUGACGCGCAUCGUUGCCGGCCCGUACUGUACCAUGGUGCUGGGUGAUCUCGGCGCCGAGGUGUACAAGAUCGAGCGUCCAUUCGAAGGUGAUGAAUCCCGCAAAUGGGGUCCACCGUUCAUGCGCAAUUCGACGGAUUCUGUGUACUUCAUGGCUGCGAAUCGCAACAAAAAGAGUGUUUGCGUGAAUUUGAAAACAGGCCGCGAUGUGAUCUACGAGCUGUCAAAGAAGUGCGACGUUCUGGUGGAGAACUAUGUGCCUGGGAAGUUGGAAGCAUUGGGGCUGGGUUAUGAUAAGCUGAAUAAAAUUGCUCCCUCACUGGUGUACUGUUCCAUUACGGGCUUCGGAUCGGAGGGGCCGUACAAAACCAAACCCGGAUACGAUGUCAUCGCAGCAUCGAUGGGCGGGCUGCUUCACAUUACCGGAAGUGAGAAUGGACCGCCGGCCAAGGUCGGAAUAGCUAUUACUGACAUCGCAACUGGGUUGUAUGCCCAUGGAGCAAUACUAGCGGCGCUAUUACAGCGACAUCGAACCGGACGGGGACAAAAAAUCGACGUGAAUCUUUUUUCCACCCAAGUUGCUUGCUUGAUUAAUAUGGCAAGCAAUUAUCUGAAUGCUGGUAAGGAAGCGAAACGCUGGGGAACGGCUCAUGAGAGUAUUGUUCCGUAUGAAGCAUUUAAAACGAGUACCGGCUAUAUUACGCUCGGUUGCGGAAGCGAUGCGCAGUUUGUCUCGCUUUGUCGUUUGCUGGGAAUGGAAGAGUUAAUUCAGGAUGAACGAUUUGCGAACAAUCGAGCGCGUGUCACACAUCGGAAAGAGCUGAUCGCCAUCCUUUCGGACAUUCUGCAACGCAAAUCUUCCUCGGAAUGGAUGAACGUUUUUGAAAGCGCUUCGUUUCCUGUCGGUCCGAUUAACAGUAUGAAGGAAGUGUUCGAGGAUCGCCAUGUGCAGGCUAUUGGAAUAGUUAAGACGCUUCCCCAUCCGUUAGCGGGUGAUGUGAAACUUGUCGGUCCACCAGUAGUGUAUGGGGAAGCCAAGAAUGAAAUUACAUCCAUUCCACCACAGCUGGGCCAACAUACGGAGGAGGUGCUACGUAAUCUGCUUGGUUAUGGGGACUCCGAAAUGGAUCGUUUGCGGAAGGCGAAAAUUAUACAAUAA